GGCCUGGCUGGGGGAUGGCGGUGCUGGGAAGCCCCUGGGCCCCAGGGCUGGCUCGGAAAGGCCGCGGUGCUCCGGGGGAGGCUCCGAGCCCCGCUCCGGUGCCGGGGAUGCUCCGGGACGCGGGCGGGAGCGGGACUGGACUGCGGAGGGAAGGCUCUGGCAGUGGGUGAGCACAGGCACAGCUGGGGUGCCACAAAGUGCUCAGCUUUUCAGCCUUUCAGCGUCUUCUGCUGCUGUAUGUGUGGUGUUGUAACAUCUUGGAUGCUCUCGUUGCCAUUAGCGAAGCGGUGUUAAUGAGAGAGGCUUUUGUGCAUUUGCUGCGUUGGAAGCAAUGUUUGAGUGACUUUUUCUGUAACAGAUGGAAGGUCACGGACACAAAGCUUUGUUUUUUCACUGUCAGAUCAGCCGCAGCUUCUCAAACCCUUGCAACAUAAUUGACCUUUACUGUCUGCUUGUGACAAGGCGACUGUCUGUAGUUCUUUGUGGAUUUCUUUUUUUCACGGUAAUUGCUACUGGGAGCAUAGUUAAGGCUUGGACAAGGUACAAGGAGUGUAAGAGGCACUCACUCUGCUCGUUCUUUUGAGCUGGAAGAUUGAGUCUUUGUGAGUAAUCCAAGAGAAACAAGUGCCAACCACUGCCACGUUUUCAUCUGUUGGUAAACAUCAGCUGCUGGUUGGCCUUGAGGGAGGAAGAGUGAAUUAGUUCCAGAUGGAGAACUCUUUCAGCCCAUUUAGACUUUCCAGUUGAUUUAAGCCAGCAGGUCAGUAAUUUAGGGGAGUAGUUUUGUUCUUAUUUGCUGUUCUGCUUCUUGCUGUGUGUGGAUUCAGUGAUAUCAAAUCUGAUAUCAGUAAUUUAGGGGAGUAGUUUUGUUCUUAUUUGUUGUUCUCCUUCCUGCCGUGUGUGCAAUCGAUGAUAUAAAAUCUGAUAUUGCAGCGUUGCUGAUAGUGGGGCUUUGGUUGUGCUCAAUUGGUUUUAAUUAAGUUGGAUAAACAGAAAAGAUAUUUUAAAAGCUCUGACAAUUAUCUAUUUUGAAUGUAGAGGGGUUUUGUUUUUUAUGACCUGGAAAAGGAGGAGGAGUUGAGAAUCCAUUUUUCUUAGUAAAUUCUCUUGGAGAACAUGUAUCUUCUUUCAAAGUUUUGUGUUAAACUGGGUUACCACAGGUUGGUGGUUUAAUGUGGUCAGAGGGUCCCAUACCUCAGUGUGCUGCUGGCAUGGAUCCCUGGAAAAAUGGGAUGAGAUAAAGGCAUGGAAAUCUUCAGUGCAUGGCUGUAGCAACUAGGGAAUGUGAGGGAUGGAAAAUUUCACUGUGAAGUAGCUGCUGUGGAGGAUACUGAGACUGAUGUGAGAUAUUUAAUUCCUCAGUACCUCUUUGUGAUUUAUUUGAGGUGCCACACUGGACAUUUAAAAAGCAUUAAAAAAAAAAAUCUUUUUUAAAAAGAAGAAAAUAGAGUGAACUGCUCACAAAAUCAGGGCAGGUGCAGCAGCUCUUGCUACAACUCUUGUAUUUCUCUUGCCAUUGAUUAUGAGAGGAGUAAAGAUCACAGGGUGGUUUUGUUGUUCCCUCUAUCUGCUACUGUAACUUGCUACAUUUUGUCUAAUUUGUAAAAGAAAAAAAUUUCUGGUUACAAAUAAUUUAAUGCCUUUUUCUGCCCAGUCUGUUGAAAAGGCUUUAAGAAUUAGUUAGAAGUGCUAAUUUUGAGUUGUAAGGUAUAGCAAAAUGAGGAUGGUUGCAUUAUUCCCAUGUAAUUAAACAGACAACCACUCUGGAAAGCUCCUGGAUAUAUUUCCCUGCUUUUUUUCACUGGGAUACAUUUACCAGGGUAGCUCUGUGAUUACUGGGAGUUACAGCCCUUGAUUAUUGAUCUCUUUGACUCAGAUUGAUAACAGGUUAAUUAGAACGAAAGGCAGAGGUUCCUGCUUGGAUUUGCUGAGUUGGGAAGUGUUUAAAGACAGACUGAGAUCAAAGACACUGUAGAAUCUGGAAGAGGAGUUAGUUAUAGUUGGAAAGGCUGUGUUGAGGUGCUCCAGAGGAAAAAGGACAGAAAAACACAAUGAUUUUGUGGAUCACUACACAAUGGUAGGCAGAAGACACGGAGCAGCCCAAAUGAAGGAGCAUGUGGAGUUCAUAUUCCUGCAAGAUGUUCUUUGGGGGACCAAGGCCACUUUUCCAGGCCCCUGGGAGAUGAAGCAUUAAGCCCAUGACAUUUUUGUUGCUGUGUCAGUGUUGCUUUGUGCGAAGGACAAAUAACUGAUUUUUUUUCACCUCACCAUGACGGCUGUGACAAGUGCCACCAUCCCGGACACCCUGAGUCCUCCCCAGCUGGAGGAGAAGCCAAAGGGCAAAUCCCUGUUCCAGCUGGGCUCCCUCUUUGCUAACAGGAGUGAGAAAUUUGUGAUUGCUCGCAGUGACAGUUUGCCAGAGGAGAAUGUCCUGAAGAUCACAAUCACAGAGACCACGGUCAUCGAGUCCGACCUGGGCAUCUGGAACUCCCACGCCCUCAUCUACCUCACUCUCUGGUUUUUCUUCAGCUUUUGCACUCUGUUCCUUAACAAAUACAUCCUGUCCUUGCUGGAAGGAGAGCCCAGCAUGCUUGGUGCUGUUCAAAUGCUUUCCACCACCUUCAUUGGCUGCAUCAAGAUGUUUGUCCCAUGCUGUCUGUACCAGCACAAAACUCGCAUCUCCUACCCCCCCAACUUCAUCAUGAUCAUGCUCUUUGUUGGGUUAAUGAGAUUUGCAACAGUGGUCCUGGGCCUGGUCAGCCUGAAGAAUGUGGCAGUUUCAUUUGCAGAAACUGUGAAAAGCUCUGCUCCUAUUUUCACUGUCAUCAUGUCCCGGAUGAUUUUGGGGGAAUACACUGGGUUGCUGGUGAAUCUCUCCCUGAUCCCUGUGAUGGGGGGGCUGGCUCUGUGCACUGCCACUGAAAUCAGCUUCAACAUCCUGGGCUUCUCUGCAGCUCUGUCCACCAACAUCAUGGACUGUUUGCAAAACGUCUUUUCCAAAAAACUACUCAGUGGAGAUAAAUACAGAUUUUCAGCCCCAGAGCUUCAGUUCUAUACAAGUGCUGCUGCUGUGGUUAUGCUUAUUCCAGCUUGGAUAUUUUUCAUGGAUGUGCCUGUGAUUGGGAAAAGUGGGAGGAGCUUCAGCUACAACCAGGAUAUUGUCAUUCUCCUGCUGAUAGAUGGAGUCCUGUUCCACCUGCAGAGUGUCACAGCCUAUGCCCUGAUGGGGAAAAUUUCUCCUGUGACUUUCAGCGUUGCCAGCACAGUCAAACACGCCCUGUCCAUCUGGCUCAGCAUCAUUGUGUUUGGGAACAAGAUCACCAGCCUGUCAGCUGUGGGCACUGUCCUGGUCACCGUGGGGGUCCUGCUCUACAACAAGGCCAAGCAGCACCAGCAGGAGACCCUGCAGAGCCUGGCCAUGGCCCCACAGCCCCUGCCAGGACCCACCGAGGACACCGAGCCCCUCAUCCCCAAGGACUUGGAGCCCUAUGAUUAAUGGGGCUCCAGGGAAAUCCUCCUGGAUGUGCUUGUUCCUUUGAGUUCCUGGCAGGUCUCACCCAGGACUUGAAGCAGGAAGGAGCUGGGAAGGAUCCAGCAAAGCCUUGGGAAUCUGAUGCCUCAAAGAGAGGAUGUGGAACAUGUUUAACGUGGGCUUUGUGGUCUUUCCUCGACUGCAAAUUGUGUCCAAGCCUGUGCUGGUGGAAGAACUUUGGUGUCUUGUGAGAAAACAAUUUCUGUCUCCCUCCUCAUCCAAAUAAUGUGAAAAUGUGGCCCCACCACUGAAUUCUGCUGGCAGAGGGAUGGAGUUGGUGCCUCGUGGAAAUUCCUGGUUGUUGCUCUGCAUUUCCUGCAUCCUCCGUCAUUCCUGUGUGGUGUGGAGAUGGAAGAGGUCCAAGGAGGGCAUUGGCCCACUCUGCUCUGCCCUGGGAUGGCCUCACCUCAAGCCCUGAGGGCUUUUUGGGGUCCCAAAACCUGCCAGAGCUCCAGGAGCAUUUGGACAGCACAAGAUGGGAUGUCUGUGCAGGGAUCCUUGUGGAUCCCCUCCCACUCACAUUCCAUAAUUCUAAGAAGGAUUGGAAUUCCCACCCUGCUCUCCCAAAAAACAAAAAAAAAAUCUUUUUAGGUUUGCUUGAAGCAAACUAUGGGAAAUGAGCUGUGGUGAGCAUCUACUGCUGACUACAAAUCCAGGAUUUGGAGUGGUUUUCCUCCUAAAAUUUAACAUGGAAAUAACUUAUUCCAGUCAUUUAUUGAGAAAACUGAGAUGCAAGUAUUCACACACAUACCCUGUGUAAAUGGAGUGUUCGGUUCAAUACUCGUAGCUGCUUGGAGAUAAAAAAAAACACUGAAAAGUGGAUGACAAAGGAAGCAGGAUCUCUGUAUUUCUGUAAAAAAAAAUUUUGUUGUUUUAAUUUCAUUUUAUUAUGCAUGAGAAAAGAAAUUAAUGGGGUUUUUUACAUUAUUUCUAAGAGUGCAACAAAAGGCUGCCUUUUAGAAACUCAGGGCUAUGAGUCUGACCUGUGUGUAAAAUACCUAAUUUCUGGUUAUGUAAAGUAAUCUCAGAGGCAUCUGUGACAGAUGGGAGGAAUAUUAACCAUAAACUGAGGCAAAUCUUUAUUUCUGCUGCUCUUAAGUUUCCUUUUUUUAAGGAAAUUUGUUUUUGUGGUAAAUCAGAGAUUAAAAGUUAACUUUCCUUUUCAAAAUUCUCCAGAGCAGUCAUUAGUUUUAGCAAAAAAAAAAGCGCACAUGUAGCUACAAAAACAUUCACAUGGACUUUUUGGGAACAAAACUGAAGUUAAAAUGAGUGGAUUUUAAUAAUUGCCUCUCUUCUGGAAGGUUGGAGCAUGGAUAUAUAGUGGUCUUUGACAGGAAGUUACCACUGGAAUUCCUUUAAAAUUACAUUUCCACACCUGAGUGGCUGCCUGGGGCAGAUUCCCCAAAGAUGUGAGGGAGGGAAAUGCCAAUUUUUUCAUCUCUGUGUAUGUGAUAUGUCUGUGGUAUUUUGUUUUCUUUUGUACUUCUGUCACUUUUAUAAAAACUGUGGACUGUGGCGUGGA
Messenger RNA from Oenanthe melanoleuca, 5054 nucleotides. It is a transcript of the gene SLC35E2B, whose product is annotated as solute carrier family 35 member E2B. NCBI's taxonomy places the organism in Eukaryota, Metazoa, Chordata, Aves, Passeriformes, Muscicapidae. The record is from RefSeq and is a predicted model, not a curated record. The transcript has 9 exons. Gene Ontology annotation, cellular component: Golgi apparatus. Gene Ontology annotation, molecular function: antiporter activity. Bases 2270 to 3496 code for a protein of 408 amino acids.